This is a messenger RNA of Amoebophrya sp. A120, 2419 nucleotides long. The record is from the annotation of a GenBank genome assembly. Lineage: Eukaryota; Dinophyceae; Syndiniales; Amoebophryaceae.
UAUGUGUCCACUUUUGCUCAUUGCAGCUCUCAGGAAAAAGGAAAAGAUAGAAGAAGUUGAUGAGAUGGUCCUCUUUGUUGACAGAUCGCAGUCGGAGAGUUCUAGUUCGUCACAUAAUAUCGCCCCCUCUUUCUUGUGAAGAUUCACAAGUAGAGCUCUUGUUGUCGAGGACGAACAGCGAGCGACUUAUAAUACGCUAACUAUGUAUCUUCAGGCUGCUAUCCAGUAGCGGCGUUUGUUUGUGAUAAAAGAAGAGAAUCCCACGUUUUUGAAAUAACGAAAAGUAAAAAGAUGCAUUCGAGGUCGUCGACGUCGAUCCUUCGUCGGCUCGGGUCAUUGUUGAUUUGCCUAUCAUCCCAGGCAGGGUUUCUUUUUCAUCUACUACCUUCUCCUGUACAAGCAGUGCUACCGCCGGGGUACGAGGAUGAGCUCUAUUGCCGUGCGGGAUUCUGCAUGGUAUACAAGAACCUGGACCCGGGCUUCUGCGGUCCGUCGUCAGCCUUUCACGAGUGCUUCAACAAGGACACAGGAUUAUCGUUUGGGAAAAAUCUAUCGAACGUCGUGUGCACUUCCAAUCUACGCACUUCCGCUUUUGCUUCACGACAUGUUGUCAUGAAAAUCAAUGCACCUUGUGGCCGUGGCCACCAUCAGAAGUGCGGAACUUGCGCGCCCGGGCGUACCAUCUUCAAAUCAAAACCUCGAUGCACAAUGAAUCUGUGAAUUCUGGCUGCAGAUCACUCGUCAAUGAUAUCAAUACAUGCUAGAACAAGCAUUUUUCAAAUGCGACCAUGAGCAUGAUGACACGCGGCUUCAAUUUUGAAAAUUGGAAUCUGCAUGCCAUGUUUGUGCAGGCGCACGUACUUUUUCCAUAGGAUAAACAGAAAGGACUGGAGUAGUGGUUUGGGGGUCAAAAUCACACGGAGAGGUAAGCAAUAAACAUUUAACUAAGUAGGCCAACGUGGGCGGCACGCAUAGCUAUUUCAUAUCUCAGGGGGCAGCGGCUGACGAUGGUUAUUUAGAGUGCAGUGGUCCCAGUCGAUUCUAUUUGCCAUUAGGUGCUGCAAAAACUUCGCAUUUGAGAUGAAAAUGUAUGAUGUGAUUCUGAUCUUCUAUCAGGAGGAGAAGCAGAGGUUGUUGCAGAACGGUCACCACUAUCCACUGCAAAUUUGUCUGGGUCAGGGAAAGUGCAGCUUGUCUUGCGUGUCUUGCAGCAUGCAUGUAGAACAAUGUGUGUUGCAUGUAUGACCAGCAAAGCCGCACCCUCGUUUGUUGCACGAAAACGCAAUUCGUCACGUGUGCUACAACACUUCAGAGAGCGUAGUUGCCAAAAUUUGGCAUGUUUGGCUGCAAAUAUAUGGAUGCGCAAGGUAGCAUCACAUGUCUCCACCCACAGACAUAUUUCUUCCUGCGGAUAACCACACGGAAAAUUGCUCCGACGACGUGGCAAACCAGUACCGCGCGUCGCUGCAGCAAAGGCCACCGGGCGUCCCACUAUGCAUUGCAAAAGUAUCGUACUCGUAUAAAUGCACCAUUACAAAUUUCCUCAGCAUGAGAAAUAAAAUUUGUGAUGCAGAUUUGCCUUAAGACAAAGAUUUGUAAUGCAAGACAUGCAUUUAUACGAAUGCGAUACUUUUGCACGGCAGGAUACCCACCGGCCGGCGGGAAGGGCGGCGAGCCGAGCAUUCAGUAUGUGGAAAGGGAAACGACUGCACAACGAGUGGAUCAACAAGUUGUUCAAGAUUUGGAUCUGUAGAGAUGCGUGAUGAAGCGUUUUGUGUGCUUUAUCAUAGGCUGGCUGUUGCUUGGGUUUGGUGUGAUAAAUUGAGUACUCAGCUCCACGUGUUUAUUCGACGUGUGCAUGUUGAACAUGAAUGUCGGUAUGCACCGCACACUGAGACUUCUGUUGACACCAAUAAAUGUCAUGCUCUUCCUUUUCAUGAUGCUGCAAAUAGUAUCAUGACAGUAAGAACUUGAACCACGAUACAGAGGCAAAGCCCUUUUAUUGUUCCAUACUCCGGUCGCAGUCGCUAUGGGUGGCAAGGCGGUGUGAAGGCGGAAGUGAAACACGACGACGACGCGUUCUGCAAAAAUGGUGUUCUUGACCAUGGCGACGUGACGGAUAGCGUAAAAAUGAUUGUUCACAAUUAUAAGAAUCGGUGGGUUCGACUGAAUUCAAAAUACCGAUACACCAUCACGACCACAUCAGAACGUGAAAGAAGAGAUGAAACGAGCAUGGCCGUAUGGCCGAUGCUAAUGGACGGCUUGACACGAGCGUGGCUCUUGUGUUCGACACUCAGUUGAGUGCUGCAGGACCCGUGCUUGCUUGAUUCUGUUUUUGACCUGUGUGACCUGUGAGGUAGAUGAUGGUGUGAUUGGCAAAUUGAAGCAAGGCUACAAUUUAUCGUAGCUUACAAGAAAU